Molecule: messenger RNA, 1119 nt
Organism: Trypanosoma conorhini
Lineage: Eukaryota; Euglenozoa; Kinetoplastea; Trypanosomatida; Trypanosomatidae
Exons: 1
Coding region: 1-1119 (372 amino acids)
Source: RefSeq, a predicted model, not a curated record
AUGGGCAGGACGGAAGUGACGAAAGCAAACAAAAAGAGUGACGGCACACCAAGGCGGCGACGGCCGCACGCCUUGGCGUCGUCGCAGCAGGAUACGCGGAGAGGGCCGACGAACACAACGGCGGCAGAGGCGCCUAAGCCGGACGAAGCUGCUGCGAUCGCGACACCGCCACGUGACGCGGCCGUCAAACUGCCGGAGGACGACCAGGCAGCGGCAGAAGAAACCGUGACGCUCUCCUCCGCCUCUACGCCCCUCUCCCACAACUUGAGCGGGCCAUCCCCGCCCUCCUCGUUUGCCCCGGACUAUGGCACGGUGCCCACUGCCGCUCCAGAGGCGGAAACCCGGGCAGCGGGGCCUGUGACCGCACAGACCGAAGAGUCAAACGUGAGGAAUGCUGCGCCCGACGCCCUGGACGACAAGCUGCGGAGCGAGCAAGUGUUGUACUACCUUGAGGCGGCCCGCUCGCUGCGGCAGGUUACCAGCGGCGUGGAGGCCCAGGAACGCUUCGUGAGGAAGGAGCUCCAACGGCAGAGUGUUCUGCAUGAUACCAAGAAAGCAGAGCUCGCUGAGAGGCAGAAGGUGCUUGAGCGCCUUCAGGAAUCCACGUUGCGCCUCACACGGCAACUGCGGGGACUUGACAGCGAGGGUGACCACAUAAGAGACCGGCUCACGCAGCUCCAGGCAGCCAUUGAGAAGGCUGGGAGUAGAAGAGCCCCCCGCCACGUGCAGCGGGAGGUGAACCCUGUAGUGCGCCGCAACUCUACUCCGCCGCAACUGCGGGUGAGGGGAGGCAGUGGUGGCGGGGCGGCCAUCGCCCCCGUGCGGAAGUCCGUCUUCUCCGCCAGGGACGCCCUGACGGCGGAACUCGAGGCCUACCGCGUAAAACUUCGAGCGGCUGAGACGCAGCAUGAGGAGCUGCUAAAGGAAAUUCAGCUUGCCGUCGCGAAGCGGAAAGGGCGCGCCGCCGCCUACAGCAGCUCCGGCGCCUCCUGGAACUUUUCUGGGUAUCCGGGGACGGGAAGCAGGGAGAGUUCCUUCUUCACCGACAGCAUGGAGGAGUUCAGCGCCAUUCAGCAGCUGGAACAGUUGAUUGAGGACAGUCUUGUGCGCGGCCUAUGA